This is a messenger RNA of Capsicum annuum, 1128 nucleotides long. RefSeq lists its product as uncharacterized. NCBI's taxonomy places the organism in Eukaryota, Viridiplantae, Streptophyta, Magnoliopsida, Solanales, Solanaceae. The coding region runs from base 173 to 946 and encodes 257 amino acids. The record is from RefSeq and is a predicted model, not a curated record. The transcript has 5 exons.
GUAAGAAAAGUACAGAGAGAGAAAAGAACGAGGGGGAAGAGAGGAAAAUUGUGAACAAUAAAGCAAAAAUAAUGUGGAGGGUUGAACAGGUAAAACACACACUAACUACAUCACUUCUGUCUAGUUUAUUUGGUGGUAGCAAAAUAAGCACAGAACAAAACAAAAGAGGAACAUGUUAUUGCAAAGUUGGAGCUGCCCAUCUGCUGCUUCUUUAAGGUUCCCUAACAGACAUAAUACUUCAAUUUACAACAACCAAACUACCAAAAUCCUAGUAUUUCCAUGUCUUAGAAAACCUUUGCCUAAGUUGUUGUGUCUUCGUGGGUUUGCUAUAGAUGACAUUACUGAUGUUAUCCAUAACAAGGUUUUGGUCGCAGCAGCUGUAUCUGCAGCAAUUGGUCAGCUGAUGAAACCUUUUACUUCGUCUCUAUUUUAUGGCAACGAGUUCAAUUUCAAGACUGCCUUUCAGGCUGGGGGUUUCCCUUCCACACACUCAUCUGCGGUAGUCGCCACGGCCACCGCCCUUGGCUUGGAAAGGGGGUUUUCUGAUUCGAUUUUCGGUUUAGCAGUGGUUUACGCCAGCCUUGUGAUGUACGAUGCACAGGGAGUCCGUAGGGAAGUAGGCAUUCAUGCAAAAGUGUUCAAUAAAGCUUUGUACAGAAAUCAAAUAAACUCAGUUCCAUCUACUAACGAACUUGAUGGUUUGACGGAUUCUAUACAAGAGAAAUUAUCCACAGGCAUAGAGAGCACUGAUCCUCAAUUAUCAGAGGAAUCAAGUCUGUUUCAACAGAGGUCAAAGAAUGCUACUAUAUUACUUAAACCUGAUGAGAGAAGUGCUUCAUCGUCUAGUUUUGCUCCGUUGAAAGAACAGGUUGGUCAUACAGAGGUUGAAGUCAUUGCUGGUGCAUUGCUUGGAUUCUUUGUAAGCUUGGCAGUAAGUUUAACGUGACCUCCUCAGUCCUUAGUGUAUACUUCACGUUAUUUUUGGCCUAUGAGGUACCAUAGAAAAUCUGUACUCGCGUUAUUUUUUGGCCUAUGAAAUACCACAGAAAAUCUGUAUACGACGUAAUUACAAUGUAAAAUGCAACUAAAAUCCUUCUAUAAAUUGAGAUGUCAAGAAAAUUUUCAUUA